AAAUAAAGUAGCAAUUCUCUUUUAGUUUUUAGUGCUACUAAAAUGUCCUUCCAAGGCAGAAUGUUGAAUAAAAUUAAAUAUAAACUUACUCUUCCGGUUUUCUGUGUGGGUUGUCCUUCAACUAGAGGUCGACCGAUUAAUCGGAAUGGCCGAUUUUAAUUAGGGCCGAUUUCAAGUUUUCAUAACAUAAAAAAAAAAAUGUGGACACCGAUUUGUCCGAUUUACACCUUUAUGUAACUUGGCAAGUCAGUUAACCUAUCUGGGAUCGUUUGGGACCCUAGCGUCCCACCUCGCCAACAGCCAGUGAAAGUGCAGGGUGCCAAAUUCAAAACAACAAAUCUCAUAAUUAAAAUUCCUCAACCACACUAGUAUUUUACACCAUUUUAAAGAUACACUUCUCGUUAAUCCAACCACAGUGUCCAAAAAGGCCUUUCGUCGAAAGCAGAGCAUAUCAUUAUGUUAGGUCAGCAACUAGUCACAUAAAGCAUUCAGCCAUUUUCCAACCAAAGAGAGGUGUCACAAAAAGCAGAAAUAUAGAUAAAAUGAAUCACUAACCUUUGACGAAAGAUACAUGUUUUUACAUAGAAUUAAAGAUAAACUUGUUCUUAAUGCAACCGCUGUGUCAGAUUUCAAAAAAGCUUUACGGCAAAAGCACAAUAUUCAAUCAUCUGAGAACAGUGUUCAGCCACAAAAGCAAGCCAUACAGUUACCUGCCAAGUUAUGUAGUCAACAAAACUCAUAAAUAGCAUUAUAAAUCUUCACUUACCUUUGCUGAUCUUCGUCGGAAUGCACUCCCAGGACUCCCACUUCCACAAUAAAGGUUUGUUUUGUUCGAUUACGUCCAUAUUUAUGUACAAAUACCUCCGUUUUGUUCGCGCAUUUAAUUCACUAUUCCAAAGGCACAAUGCGCGAGUGCAAAAUCCAGACGAAAAGUCAAGAGUUCCAUUACAGUUUGUAGAAACAUGUCAAACGAUGUUUACAAUCAAUCCUUAGGGACUUUUUAUAAUAAAUCUUCAAUAAUAUUCCAACCGGACAAUAGCGUAUUCAUUACAGAGGAAAAAGAAGGAACGGCGCACCUGCGUGGCCGCGCAGUAAACAACUGAUUGGCCACAGCCUAGUCCACUUGUUGAAACAGCUCUUAUUCGGCCCCUUCCACAAUAGAAGCCUCAAACAACUUUCUAAAGACUGUUGACAUCUCCUGGAGGCCUUGGGAAGUGCAAUCUGCCCCCAUAGACACAGCAUAUUGGAUAGGCAAUCACUUAAAUGAAACUACAAACCUCAGAUUUCCCACUUCCUGGUUGGAUUUGUCUCGGGUUUUCGCCUGCCAUAUGAGUUCUGUUAUACUCACAGGCAUCAUUCAAACAGUUUUAGAAACUUCAGAGUGUUUUCUAUCCAAUACUAAUAAUAUGCAUAUAUUAGCAUCUGGAACAAAGUAGCAGGCAGUUUACUCUGGGCACCUUAUUCAUCCAAGCUACUCAAUACUGCCCCCCUGUCACCAAGAAGUUAAGAACACAUUCUUAUUUUCAAUGACAGCCUAGGAACGGUGGGUUAACUGCCUUGUUCAGGGGCAGAACGACAGAUUUUUACCUUGUCAGCUCGGGCAUUCAAUCUUGCCACCUAUCUUGCCAACUAGUCCAACGUUCUAAUCACCUGCCUCUCAUUGCACUCCACGAGGAGCCUGCCUGUUACGCGAAUGCAGUAAGAAGCCAAGAUUGGAAAUGUUGGACACAGUCCAAAUUCGGCGCAGAGGUACCCAAGACUUCGAGGCAUAUUAUGAUUAUGCAUGCGCUAUGCAGGACUCAGUCCCAUUGCCAGCAGUCAAGGCAAACCUGAGUCAAGGGAUGCUUGACUUUAAUGGGGAUCGGCUCAAACUGACAGACUGGACACCCAUACUCAACUCUCUGACCAUCAAUAAACAGCUACAACAUGUUGCAGUCAGAAGCUGCUACCAAAGUGGUCUCGGCAUCGGAGAGCCAGAAAGGUACAGGGCUGGCAAUAGGAAGAAGAUUCCAGCCAUCCGCUCCAAGGAGAUGACGUUCAAACUGUGUAAAGCACUCAGGGAGUGUCUGACAGCUUCACCAAACCUCAAGACCCUCCAACUCCAUGGUCUUCCAUUUAGAGAGAGAGACCUUAUCACUCUUACCAAGGGUUUAGCCAAAAGUGUCUCUUUGGAAAAUCUCUCUUUGGCUCAUUGUCCUAUAGCAGACGAGGGGUUAGAAGCUAUCUGCCAGAGUGUGAAGUACUCUCCAUCUAUAAAGACAGUGGAUUUCACAGGCUGCAAUCUGACCUGGAGAGGAGCGGAGCAUAUGGCCAACAUCAUCAAGCAUCAGGCAAUGCGGAGGCACAGUGCAGCCUGGGCCGAAUCUCUGAGGUACAGGAGGCCUGAAUUCGAGGGCAUGGGAGGCCUCCGCCGGGUCACUCUCAACUGCAACACCCUGGUGGGAGACAGAGGGGCGGCCGCCCUCGCACAGGAACUGGCUGAGGACCUCUGGGUCAAAGCCUUGGAUCUGCAGAAGUGUGGUUUGUCCAACGAUGGGACACGGUCUCUGCUGGAGGCUCUAAAGUCCAACUCUACUCUCUGUGUCCUGGAUAUUAGGAGGAACCCCUUGGUGGACAACGACCUGAUGAAGUCCGUGAUCGAAAGAGUUCUCAUGAACGCUAAUGGUCAAUCCUCUCAGUACUCCUGGAUCAAGCCCCCAGCCCUCAAAGACUCACAGAAACCUCCAAUCCUUAAGAGAAGAAUACUGGGAAAUACAGCUAGAGGAAAAGCAACAUUUAGGAUAGGUCCUCGCAGGUUGGCCGGUAGGCGGAGUCCAGUUGUUGCCCAGCAGCCACACCCCUGCUCCAGCAGGUGUAUCCCAUGGCGCACUGCAGAACGUGCUGGACGACAGAGAGGACUUCCUCCAGGUAAUACAGUGGCAGAGCAGAGCUUUGAGGGCGCUGCCACUGUCAAGGUGACAAUGGAGACUGAGUCAGAGGAGGAGGGAGAGGAGGAAGCGGUUGAGACAAAAAGUCUGUCACCAAUUAGUCUUCAUGAGAGGAUCACUGUCAGACAGUACAGACGUGUACAGGUGGAGCUGGAGGAGUGUCGGCUCAGACUAGCAGAGGAAAGGAGGGCCAGAGUGAAGGCAGACACUCGUCUCAUGGAGUAUGAGUUGGAGAACGCUCGGCUGCGCAGUAUCAACUUCUCCCUGUCGGAGGCACUGCAUGCUCCUGCUACUGGCCCCUCCAGUGUUCUGGAGGACGAUGCGGUUCUGGACAGCAUCGAGAGCUCCUUCGGCAAGUUCCACGCCUUCCUGGACCUGCUCAAGGAUGCUGGACUGGGCCAGUUGGCCUCCAUGGCAGGGAUUGACCAGUCUGACUUUGGCCCACCCCAGCUGUCCUCCAGUGUUGGACAGCCUCUUGUUGGGGCAGGGGACCAGGACACGGGAGAUAAGGUUGAUGCGGCACCUUCUGGAGGCGACGGCCCCAAUGCUCCGUCAGAGGGCCAGCCCAACGGAUUCACCCCCGGAGCUCCAGCCACCCUCAGAGGGUCAGAGGGUGACCCACAGGAAGUGCCCCCCGUCCCUGCUAGUGAGUUAGCCAGUGUGGCGAAAUCUGGUGGAGAGAAUCAGCAGAAGGAUCCCUCGCCCUCACAACCGGAAGGGCGACAGGUGUCAGGGACUGAGAACAGUAUCCAUAGCAACGGCUCCCAUGGAAAUGACUCCUAUGCCAAAGGCUCCCUUAGCAAUGACUCUCAGGGUAGCGGUUCCUAUGGCAAAGGUUCCCGUGGUCGUAAUUUCUCUCACCAAAGUAACGGUAAAGGCUCACAUGGUUACAGUUUUAAUUACAGCAACUGCUCCUACAGCUCCAUCCACAGCAACAGCUUCCAUAGUAACAGCUCUGUAAGGUCCAGUCUGAGUGACAUGAGUGAGCAUUUGGAAUCUGUUGGGUCAUUGGGGUCAAAGGCUUCUGGAGAGGGCAGGGUAGGGUCAGGAGCUCAGAGGUGAAACUCUAUUCAGAGUUUGAGAUGUUGGAACAAAUCUGCUCUCUAGGGAGCAUGGGUGGUGAGUCUGAUGAUGGGUUCUGAACCCACAACUCUGCCCCUUGUUGAGUGUUUACAUUUUUUUUUUUUUUCAUGUUAUAUCCGUGUUUACCUUGUGCCAUUGGUGCCAAAUUGGAGUACUAUUAAAAUGUUAUUGUGCUAAUGAUGCCUAAUCUUAAAUGUGAUUUGAGCCUUUUGUUAGAUUAAUACUUUUUGGGCUUUUUAGUUAUUUUUUAAAAACUGACUUUUUUUAUACUGUUUGUAAAUAUAUGUAUAUAUUUUCUACAAUAAACUUUGUUUAAAAAAGUUUA
Oncorhynchus nerka (sockeye salmon) is the source of this 4335-nucleotide messenger RNA. RefSeq names its product centrosomal protein 78 (gene cep78). The transcript has 16 exons. Lineage: Eukaryota; Metazoa; Chordata; Actinopteri; Salmoniformes; Salmonidae. The record is from RefSeq and is a predicted model, not a curated record. The coding region runs from base 1719 to 3989 and encodes 756 amino acids. Gene Ontology annotation, cellular component: centrosome. Gene Ontology annotation, molecular function: protein binding.